UUCAUGACAAGUUUAAUAGUACAAAGCUGAAAAAUGAGAAGCUUGUCAUCAGGAAAAUCCAUCUCCAUUUUCCAGGAGCAAGACCCUAUCAAACACAGUGAUGCUGGUGUUGAAUAUGUUGUGUGGAGUCCACUGAUAUCUUCAUUGCCAUGGAGAAGACCAGGGUUUCUUUGAAGUGUGGAGCUAAAAAGAUCAUCAUUUCUCCCCCUUCUGUUGAUGCCUCUGGGGUACUGCAGCCUAACCAUUUAGCCCAUAAAAUUAACCCGUGUUUGUGAUGGUGUGAAUCAUGAGAAAUUCAACAACUACCCAAGAUUGUCAGCAAUCAAGAUUGUCCUGCACUACCAACUACUUAGCCUCCCUGGACAAGCACAUUCAUGACAACUUUGGCAUUGUGGAGGGACUCAUGAUCACAGUCUAUGCUAUUACUGCCACUACAAGGACCAUGGAUGGCACCUCUAAGGAACUAUAUUGUGAUAGCUGUGGAGUUGCCCAGAUCACUAUCCCUGUGUCCACUAGUAUAGCUGAGACUGUGGGUAAGGUCAUUUCUGUAUUUAAUGGGAAGCUCACUGGCAUAGCCUUCUGUGUGCCUAUGCACAACUUAUCUGUUAUGGUUCUGAGCUGCCAUCUAGAGAAAGCUGCUAAAUAUGAUGACAUCAAGAAGGUGGUGAAUCAGGCAUUGGAGGGCCCCCCUAUAGUACAUCUUGGGCUACACCAAGGAACAGGUUGUCUUCUGUGAAACCCAUACUUCCACCUUCAGUUCUGGUCCUUGCAUGACCCUCAGUGACAUUUCCUCAGAUGACAUUGAAUUUGUCCACAGUGGCAGAAUGGUUGACCUUAUGGUCCAACUAGCCUCCAAGAAGUAAGGGCCCCUGGACCACCAGCUUCAGCAAGAACAUGAGAGGAAAAGCCCUUCAGUUGCUGGGACAUUUGUGCCCCAGCUAAGUCCCACAACACUCUAAGAAUCUCCCCACUUUGGUUUUCAUCCCAGACCCUCUGAAGAGGGAGUGGCUUCCGGAGCCCUACUUUGUCAUGUACCACCAAUGAAACCCACUGCACCCUGUUGCCCCAUCCCCUUCCAUUUUUUUGUUUUAUCCUUCUGGACGCCUUCAAUCAGACAAGCAAGAUGUCUGUAAGGAAUAUAAAUAAAUAUAAUUUUUAUAUUGUCUUCCAGAACAUUUUAGAUUAGGAUU
Marmota monax (woodchuck) is the source of this 1190-nucleotide messenger RNA. RefSeq names its product glyceraldehyde-3-phosphate dehydrogenase-like. The coding region runs from base 287 to 736 and encodes 149 amino acids. The transcript has a single exon. Gene Ontology annotation, molecular function: oxidoreductase activity, acting on the aldehyde or oxo group of donors, NAD or NADP as acceptor. The record is from RefSeq and is a predicted model, not a curated record. NCBI's taxonomy places the organism in Eukaryota, Metazoa, Chordata, Mammalia, Rodentia, Sciuridae.